Trichoderma asperellum CBS 433.97 is the source of this 1520-nucleotide messenger RNA. RefSeq lists its product as uncharacterized. The record is from RefSeq and is a predicted model, not a curated record. Lineage: Eukaryota; Fungi; Ascomycota; Sordariomycetes; Hypocreales; Hypocreaceae.
AGCCCCGUACUGGCCCCGUCGACGACCGGAUAAACCCCUCCAAAAGCCCCCAUCGGGAGGUCCCAAUUUUGCGCACACCACAGCUUUCGCUUGCCAACUCUUUCCCUGCUAUUUUUUGCGACGGAGCGAGUCUUAAGCUUGCUCUGACAUCUGCACCAGCCAAAAACACCCCAAGAAUCGCUUUCGAGCUCCAUCAAUUGCCCACCAUGUCGGAGACAAAGGAGAUCGACUACACCCUCAACAACCCGGAUACUCUCACCAAGUAUAAGACCGCUGCCCAGAUCUCCGAAAAGGUCCUGGCCGCCGUGUCUGAGCUCUGCGUGCCUGGCGCAAAGAUUGUCGAUGUCUGCCAGCAGGGUGACAAGCUGCUCGAAGAGGAGCUUGCCAAGGUCUACCGUGGAAAGAAAAUUGUCAAGGGUUUCUCUCACCCGACCACUGUUUCUCCCUCGUCUUACGUGACCCCCUACACUCCCCUCACCACUGAUGAGAGCGAGGCUUCAAUCGAGAUCAAGGAGGGAGAGGCCAUCAAGAUCCAGCUCGGAGCUCAGAUUGACGGAUUUGGAUCAAUUGUCUGCAACACUGUCCUCGCCACCUCCAAGGAGAAGGCGGCUGAGCCCGUUACCGGACGCGACGCUGAUUUGAUCCUCGCCACCCACUAUGCCAAUGAGCUUCUCCUCCGCUUGAUGAUCCCUCCCGGUCUCCUCGCCCAGGGCACCGACGAAGAGAAGGCCAAGGCCGCUUCCCAGAAGGCCCCCACCCAGUCCAAGAUCAGCAGCCUGUUGGAGAAGGUGUGCGAAGCCUACGACUGCAAGCUGGUAGAGAGCACCACUUCUUGGUUAUUUGCCCGCAACGAGAUCGAAGGAUCCAAGAAGAUCGUUGUUGCCCCCGCUGAGGGAACCAAGGGCGAUGGUGUCCCCGAAGUGGGCGAGGUCUGGGGCGUUGAGACCGGUGUGAGCUUGGGCUCUGGAAAGGUCAAGACCUUGGACCACCGGGCAACUCUCCACCGCCGAACCACCCAGACUUACCAGCUGAAGCGUCCCACCUCCCGAAAGAUUCUCUCCGAAGUGCAGAAGAAGUUUGGCACCUUCCCCUUCAGCUUGAGACAGUUGGAUGAUGAGCGUGACGCCAAGUCUGGUGUUGUCGAGUGUGUGCGAAACAACGUUUUCCGCCAGUACGAGAUGGUUGGUGACAAGGACAAUUCCCCUGUCGCCAGACUCCUCACAACCUUUGCCAUCACCAAGAACGGCAUCACCAAACUGGGCGGCCCCCCUGAGCUCGACCUGAGCAAGUACCAGACUGACAAGAAGAUCACCGAUGAGGAGAUUCUGAAAAUCCUCGAGCAGCCCCUGGCCAGGAAUACCGGAAAGAAGAAGCCCAAGAACAAGAAGAAGACGAAGGCUGAUGGAACUGCCGAGGAGGCUGAUGCAGAGUAAAGUGUCGGAAACAAAGAUUUAUGUAAAGGGCCCGCCCGGGAGUGGGACACAGCCUAGUUGAUAUUUAGGCAGAAAAUCCACUCGACA